AUGUUUUUUUUGAUUGACUCUUGCAGUUGGCGAAAAACAGAACCAUUUUGGUUUGGAAUUUUUCGAUGUGGUGUUGCCUUCAUUCUUACAUGUAUAAUUUUAAAAUUUAGUAUUUAUGAUAAUUUUAACAAAAUAUUUCAUCAAACUGUUUUAGAACAACUUGAUGUUCCUAUAGAUUCUAAAAUGGUGAUAGAAACAUCCAUGUGCGCUAAUGAUGCAAUGGAAGCUUAUUUUCGACCAUUUCCUUUAGGCGUUGUCCGAAAAAACAUUACGUCUGCCGGACGUUGCAUGUCAUUUCCUCUCCCUACUAAAAUACCAGAUUUUGCAUCAGGAUUAAGGAGUGGUGCUUUUUGGAUUGAUAUCGAAUUUCCUUUAAAUGGUAUUGAAAAUAGUACAAUUAAUGAUAAUCAAUUGGAUUACAUAAUAAAUUCCUAUUAUAACGAUAAAGCUAAAUUGAACAAUAGCGACUAUUCAUCUAUAUUACCAAAUAAUUAUUUAAAACUAACUAUAAAUAUGACAUUAAAUAUAUUAAAUACUGAAAUUAAUUGUAUUGGCUACAGUCCAAAAGCGUUUUAUUUUCGUCCGGGACAAGCUUUUUUUAUUCAUAUCAAAUCAUCAACUAAUUCAUACUUAAAUAGUUGUGAUUUAGAAUUAGAUCUACAAUCGGAACAAUUACCUUUAAAUUUAGAUACAAAUAGAAUUGGAUUGGGAUUUAAUAUAUAUUUCCCUUUUAGAUACAAUAGUAUGGUUAUUUAUGAUUUUGAGAGUUAUUUAUCUGAUAUUGGAGGUUUUUAUGGUUCUAUUGAAGGAUUUUUUGCUUCUAUUUUUGGAUCGGGAAAACUUGGACCGUGGGGAAUAGCUCAAACAAUUAUUUUAACUAGUAUUCCUUGUGUUAGAAGUUUUGGAAGAAAUUUUGCAAGAGUAUAUGUUUCAAAAGGCGGUAUUCCUUUAGUUGAAGAUGUUAAAGAUAGACCUAAAAAAUCUGGAUAUUUAAAUUCUUUAGAAGAACGAGUUCAAAUUCUGGAAACUUUACUUAAGGAAUACUAUUUAGAUGAACAUUAUUUAGAAAAAAUUAAAUAUUUUGCAGAUAGCCGUAAGGAAUUGAAUAAGAAGGAAGUUCCGGAUGAAGAAAAAGCUGAAGAACAAAUUAUAGCAGAUGACGACGAGAUUAAAGAAAUUCACAGUUGAUUUAUUAUUUUUUUUUAACGUGCAUCGUUCAUUGUGUCAUGAUAUCGUAAAUCUG
Rhizophagus irregularis DAOM 181602=DAOM 197198 is the source of this 1243-nucleotide messenger RNA. RefSeq lists its product as uncharacterized. Lineage: Eukaryota; Fungi; Glomeromycota; Glomeromycetes; Glomerales; Glomeraceae. The record is from RefSeq and is a predicted model, not a curated record.